Molecule: messenger RNA, 436 nt
Organism: Symbiodinium necroappetens
Lineage: Eukaryota; Dinophyceae; Suessiales; Symbiodiniaceae
Source: the annotation of a GenBank genome assembly
GAGAGGAUUCAGCCGAACACCGUGACCUACAGCUGCGUCGUCAAGGCCUGUGGCCGUGCGCAGGAGCUUGACCGAGCUUUUAUGUUCCUGCGAGACAUGCAGGAGCAGCGGAUAGCCCAAAACAUUAUGACCUGGGCCCCGGUGAUUGAAGCGGUCUGCAAGCACCGGGAUGACGCGGCAGUCCAGGACGGUUUGCAAAGAAUGCUCCGGGCCGGCGUGGCGCCGCAGGGUCGGGCCCAGCAGCAGCUGGAGGAGCGCCUGGGCCCUUUGAACCUCGCCCUGGCGUGCGCCGAGCCUCCAAAAGAAAGGCCGCGCGGUCGACAUCAGCGCGUUCGCUCGGCAGAACCGCAAUGCCGAAGCAACAGUGGGAGACACCAAGCAGCUGCAACGACGGCAAGAUGCCCCGAGCUUGUUUCGCAAGCGACGCGGGCGCAUU